Molecule: messenger RNA, 1074 nt
Organism: Synchiropus splendidus (mandarinfish)
Lineage: Eukaryota; Metazoa; Chordata; Actinopteri; Syngnathiformes; Callionymidae
Product: dehydrogenase/reductase SDR family member 13-like
Exons: 5
Coding region: 43-999 (318 amino acids)
Source: RefSeq, a predicted model, not a curated record
UUCAGUUCCCAGUCAGUCUCAGGAGAGCUUUCCGACUGAACCAUGUUUCCACUACUUGUGGUGGCCUUCCUGUUGGGGGGGCUUUACAUGUACCGAGAGAUUGUUGUGAAAGGAAAGAGAUGCACCAGUGCUGUGAAACUGCAUGGGAAAACUGUGAUUGUGACAGGCAGCAACACUGGAAUUGGAAAGACCACGGCCAUUGACCUGGCCAAGAGAGGAGCUCGGGUAAUUCUGGCCUGUCGCAGUAAGCAAAGAGGAGAAGCAGCUCUGGUGGAUGUCAAAAGGGAGAGUGGUAGCAAAAAUGUGGUCUUCAUGCAGCUGGAUUUAGGGAGUCUGCAGUCUGUCCGCAGCUUUGCCGAAAACUUCUUGAGGCUUGAAACAAGACUAGACAUCCUCAUCAACAAUGCAGGUGUUUAUAUGCAGGGCCGCACCGAGGAUGGCUUUGGAAUGAUGUUUGGCGUCAAUCACAUUGGUCACUUUUUGUUGACCAACCUUUUGUUGGAUCGGCUGAAGGAGUGCAAACCAAGUCGCAUUGUCAACCUCUCGUCAGUGGCUCACAACUUUGGAAAGAUCGACUUUGACUGCCUUAACAAGCACAAGGCUUUGGGACUGGGAACAUCCUUCAGAGAGGUACUGCAGGUCUACUCUGACAGUAAGCUGUGCAACGUGCUCUUCACCCAUGAACUGGCCAAGCGACUGAAGGGCAGCGGGGUCACCUGCUACUCCCUGCACCCAGGAGCCAUCAACUCAGAACUGGCCCGGAACACCAGCUCCACUUUGCUACUUUUGCUGUACCCUGUGACUUCAUUCUUUUUCAAGAACACGGACCAAGGAUGCCAGACCUCCCUGCACUGCGCUCUGCAGGAGGGCUUGGAGCCCUUCAGUGGACGCUACUUCUCCAAUUGCACUGUGAGAGAGGUGUACGCGAAGGCCAAAGAUGAUGCUGCUGCCAAGAAGCUAUGGGAGCUCAGUGAGAGAAUGAGUGGUCUGUCGGGAUAAACUUGCAGCGGCACAAUAUCCGUAUCGAGAUGAGUGACGGACGUUGAUAUUUCAUGCUCAAAAAGAAUAAAAAUA